Molecule: messenger RNA, 2800 nt
Organism: Bombus pascuorum
Lineage: Eukaryota; Metazoa; Arthropoda; Insecta; Hymenoptera; Apidae
Gene: Reg-5
Product: rhythmically expressed gene 5 protein
Exons: 4
Coding region: 299-1066 (255 amino acids)
Source: RefSeq, a predicted model, not a curated record
GAGUUUGAAGGAAAUUCAGCCAGUUUGCAAAGACCAUUGAACGCGAUAAAGUCGUUUCAUCAUUUGCGUCCAUUCGAGUCCACGUGAAUUUUAUACAAUAUUACUACUAAUACUUGGUUAGUUAGUAAAUAAUUCUUAAUUUUGAGACUCGUUAUCGUAUCAUUUGUAUAUAUAUUCUGAAUCAUAAAACAAGUGUUUUCGUUGGUAGUAUAUCUGUGAUAGAUCGAAUUCCCUAGAUUAACAAUACGUAUAAAAAGUGUGUUCGUGAAAGCUACUAAAGAUAAGUGAAAUAGCAAAUAUGAAGAUUCUGAGAACUGCUAUGCUGUUCACCUUUGUUCUGGGAUGCUAUACCUUGAGUGUCACUGCUUCUGCGAUUCCCAUGUGGGAAUUCCUCUCCAGGGGUGAGAAAGCGAGUUACUUGUUAAGAGUGUUCAGCAUGCAAGUAGCCAAGUAUUGUGCGGAUUCGUCCAUGCCGGAUUGCAACAAAAAUUUAUUGGUUGCCGGGAUGCGGAACUUAGCUAACAUGGACAAUAACAUUCUCGAUCAAUUGGAUCCAUAUCAACGUGAUGCGAAAGGACUUAUUUGGCGAGCCAUGAUAAAAAACGCAUAUUUUCCAAGACUUGCUCCUAAGCCAGAUGAAUUCUAUUUCUCCAUCGGAACAGAUUCAUUAGCUGUCGGUGAUAGCGAUGUAAACGGCAUAGGAGAAGAAACAAUGGCGACACACGAUUAUAUACAACCAUCCUCUGAGCACACUGGUCCAUAUCUAGUUGGACCAAUGGUGAUUCGAGUGUAUCCGGAUGGUCGACCGGUUCCGGAAGAUACAACGCGUCCUCUACCUCGAGAUGAAGAUAUGGAAGAAUUCAGGCGCUCCAAAGUACUUUCAGUCGAAGAAAUUAAAACUGAUAGUGAAUUCUACGAGAAACAAUUGAAAGGAAACUCAUUCGCGGAAGCCAAUAGUCAUCGACGGUCUCAAGAGGAAUCUACUCGAUUCCGAAGUAGUCAUUCACCAUUUAAGAGACGAUUACUUCAAGAAGUAACUGCAAAGCGUAAGAUACGGCACCAUUGAACAGGAAGAGUUUGAACUGACGAUAAAGAAUCGAGGAGCCUGGUCAUGUAGGCGGCUAUAAAAUUUGUUGAAUGUUGUUAGAAGUAAUGACAGAAUAGGAAAUUAUGUUUGUUCUUCGGAAAGUUAAAACUAUUGGGAGGUAUAGGAAGAGGUAAUGAAUAGACUGCAGAUUUUUAUGCAUUUAUAGGAAAUUGCACAGAAUGCACACAAAAUAUAUAAAAUAUUCAAAAUAUAGUGCUCUCUAUAAUAUUGGAUUGUCCGAAAAGUGUCUUUCUUUUACAGACACGUCUUUUACAACGAUGCAUCUUUAUACAAACAUGAAACCUAAUCUGUCGAACGUUGUGAUCUUUAUUUUGAUAGAACAAAAUGGAUCAUACGUAAUUCGAUAAAAUAAUUUUAACUGAAGUUUUCGUUUUUAAUUAUAUUCUCAAAAAUAUGAAUUUGGAUAAAAAUCUGUAGUCUCAGAAUGAAAUUUACUUUGAGAUGUUGAAAGUCUUAUAUGAAAAAUCUUAAUACCUUUUGUAGAUACAGUGAAGACACAUUUGCAAGAAUUUGGAUCAAUUUAUAUUCUAUUCAGUUUCUAUAUUCAAAACUGUCGUGGUUAUUUCUUGUAGUUAUGAAAAACUGGUCUUUCAUAAAAGAGAUAGCUGUUUGUUAUAGAUUAUAAUUGAAGAUUAUUUUUUGAUGAAGAGUUAAUAUUUCAAUCAUUUAGUCGUUUUGAACAAUUUAUUGGAUGUAAGAGAAUGAAUGGAGAGUGAUACUUUUCGAUAAUUUUAAUUGUUUAUGUGCACAUUAUUAGAUAAUAAUCUCGUAAAGCGAUGAGUUUGAAAAGACUGCUUUUGAUAAUGGUAUUCAUAUAUUUCGUGUUAAUAAUUAUACCAAUUUCUAAAAACAUUUACUACAGAAUGUAAUAUUUAGGAAGUUAAUUGACGAUUGGUCGACGGUUGAAUCGUUUGUAGUUUUCAACUUAAAUAAGUAUAUUAAUAAGUACUUCAAAUUAGUAUAUAUACUCCUCUUUUUUUAUAUUUCUGCACACUCUUUUAUACGUAGGUAAUGUCGACCAUGAAUGUUGUUAAUCACACAGUUUUCCAUUAAUUUAUUAUUUAUUUCAUCAUCUAUAAAAGUAUCAUUUAUUUUUACAUUGAUUUCAUUUAUAAUUUCAUACACUAUUCAAAUAAGCAUGAAUAUAGACCAGUUCUUUUUGUUAUUUGAGAUUUUUCCAAGUCUCAAUUAGAUUUUCAGUUGUUUUGUUUGCUUUUAAGGUACAUAUCUUUGUGGCAUAAGGGAACUUACCUCGCUGAAAAUUUAUUAUUUUUCAUGCUGAGUGAAUAUACGUACAAAAGUCAUAAUAUAAUGAAAUAUAUUUUCGUGUAUACAAUAAUAUUUGCAUUCGUUAAAAUAUUAUAUUUAUUGCAGUUGUGUAAUAAAUUUCGAAAACGGUGAAAGUGACGAUUUGUAAAUAUAUAAUUUGAGUUUUGGUAUGUUAUAUUUUAUGAAAAUUUUGUACAUAAUGUGCAAUUUCGAGAUUUAUAUUUGCAUAAAGCACAAUAUUAGAAUUUAUUUUAAGAUGAUGAGCCCAUAUGUUAUACAAAUACAUAAUAGACUAGAUUUUGUAUAAAACUGCUCAUAAAUAUUUGUAAGAUGUGGUAAGAUUAAUGUUAAAGCGAGAAAGAUAGUUUGUCAUUAUAAAUAUUUUUAAGCUACAGAUGAUUUAAAAUAAAAUGUGAUAUUUGA